AUGGACCCCGAAGAGCGAUGGAAUCAAAAUAUGCGGAAUCACCUUGAAGGCUUUGUUGACCUGCAGCUAUUGGAAAUACAACAAGAAGAAAUAGAAGAGAUGCAACGACUCGAUGAAGCAGAAAACUAUGGAGAACAGAGAAGACUAGAAAAUAUGUGCUUGCGUGAGGAAUGGGAACAAGCACAACUGGACAGAAUGGAUAGCCAAGCAACCACAUUCUCCUAUACAACAAUUAUCGAUCAAUUAAAACAAAUACAUCAGAUGCAUGAAUUAGAGACAGACGGCAUCCAACAACAAUUGGAGACAGUGAAUUCAGAACAACAACAGUGUCGUGUUUUAGAACAAGGCCUCCACGAUUAUCCACAAAACACCUGA
Molecule: messenger RNA, 375 nt
Organism: Rotaria socialis
Lineage: Eukaryota; Metazoa; Rotifera; Eurotatoria; Philodinida; Philodinidae
Source: the annotation of a GenBank genome assembly